This is a messenger RNA of Cylas formicarius (sweet potato weevil), 963 nucleotides long. Its product is annotated as gustatory receptor 68a-like. Gene Ontology annotation, cellular component: neuronal cell body; membrane; dendrite. The coding region runs from base 1 to 963 and encodes 320 amino acids. The record is from RefSeq and is a predicted model, not a curated record. Gene Ontology annotation, biological process: sensory perception of taste. Lineage: Eukaryota; Metazoa; Arthropoda; Insecta; Coleoptera; Brentidae. The transcript has 4 exons.
AUGAAUAGUGUGGUGUCAAUUCCCAUAAAAGACGAUUACAGACUAAUUUGUUAUUGGUACAAGCCCGGACUAACGAUAUUUUGCUCAUACGCUAGAACUUUUUUGUUUAUGGAUGAUGAUUUUUAUUUGUCGGAGAUUAUAUUGGAGUACAUCGAAGCGAUUUGCGAUUUCUUGUUUAUCGAGGCGAUACUACUGAUGAGCCUUUGUCGGCGAGAUCAAUGGAAAAGGAUGCUUCAGAUAAUGCAUCGGGUGGAGGAAGAAAUUAGCGUCCACGGUUAUUCUGUAGUACAUUUGUAUGACAGUUACACGUUUCUGGACGACAUGAAUUUUCACAUGAGCUACAUUUUGUUCCGAAUAUCUAACUUCUACACCAUCUAUUAUAUGAUCUUGGUGACAUUAUUCGCGACGUAUUUCAAAAACCGGUACAAUUUCCUCAACAAAAUGUUGAAACAAUCAGCUAGCGAUGGCGAAACGCUAAUUUUGUGGAACAAAAACUUUGAUAAGUUCAUCAACCUCUACAAACUGCUUUAUAUGGCAGUUAAUGAAUUUAAUGUCGUGUUUGGUUGGUCACAAUUCUUCCUGACCAUACGCACACUGUUUGAAAUCUUAAAUGACAUAAACUAUGGUCUAUUAUCGACAAAAAUUGAAAUCAGCAUUGCUAUCACUUAUACUGCCUUCCCAGUUGGAUAUUUGAUCCCUAUGGUGUUAAUAUCAUUAUCCUGUGACAGAGCAGUCAAAAGCUGCAGAAAUAUACAUAAAACUAGUCAUAUUUUGUAUGGAUCGACCACUCACAUGGCUUUGAAAACCAAACUAUUGGAGGUUAUAAAUUUUACAGCAGGACUAAAUCCAGAAUUCAAUGCUAGUGGGUUCUGGAUUGUUAACCAGAAAUUGUUAUCUGCUUUUUUUGCUACUCUAAUAACUUAUUUAAUCAUUGUAAUUCAGUUUAACAAUUUACUAGGAUAA